CAAAAUUUCUGUUGUCGUUUAUAGCUGUCAACUGAGGGCGCUAGUCCUAUGCCACACAGAGUAAACUUUCUGCGAUCUUGCUUCUUGGCAUGCUUGAUUUGAGUAGCAAUUAUGACAGACGUGGACGUCAAGCAUUGUAUCAUCAGUUGACAUCCAAUGCUCAGCCAUGAAGAAACAACAGGUGCUAAAUUGCAGCUUCUCUGCCUGGUACCCCAUCUUCAAACACCUCACUAUCGACAGCAUUGUCAUCCCACUUUCGAAGGGUUUCUUGGAGUACUUAGAUGCAGAUGGAAUAUACCUCCCAGCAAGUCCCACAGAUGAAACCAGCGACAUCAUUGAUGAAGAUGAUGAAGAUGCGCAGAGUAGGAUACCCUCCUUCCCAGGGCUGGAAGAGUCCAUCAGGACGGCCAUUCACAACCUCGGCGGCAGGGUUUUCCCCAAGCUCAACUGGAGCGCACCUAGGGAUGCAUCCUGGAUGGCCUGUGGAAACACCUUACAGUGUUCCUGUGUCAAUGACAUCUUUCUGUUACUCAAGAGUUCCGAUUUCGUCACGCACGACCUCACAUCGCCAUUUGAACACUGCACAGACUGUGAACAGGGCCCACAAGACACAUUAUAUGAGCUUGUUUUAAGAAGGUGGUGCGAUAUAUCUGAAGCCACAGAGUUCCGUGUCUUUGUCAAGAACGAUGACAUCAUUGGUAUAUCACAGCGAGACCACACCAACUUCUUCCCAGACCUGGGACCCCUGGCAGAGCAAAUCCACAACGAGAUUGAGGACUUUCACGACAGGCACAUAGCUGGUAACUUUCUGGACCAUGAUUAUGUGUACGACAUCUACAGACAGGAUAAGAGGAAGUUCCUCCUGAUCGACUUCAAUCCGUUUGGUGAGACCACCGAUCCAUUGCUGUUUGAUUGGGAAGAUUUGAAUGACCUCGAUGUCACCAGGACAGACAGCCAAUCCUGGGAGACAUUCCGCUAUGUACGCAGUGCCUCGGGCAUCCAGCCAAGCCAGUUCUUAAGCUAUCGGUACCCAGUGGACAUCCUCCAUCUUACAACGGGCGCGGAUGCCGACAAACUAGCCGACUUUCUCAGAAUGGAAAUGCAGAAGCCGGAUCAGCAAGAAGCGACGUCAUCUUCGCAGGAGGGCAGCAGUAACGUGCAAUACGAGGAUGAGCCAGAGAAAUGAAUGGACGAUACUGGGAAACAAGACAGACUUUUUGUCGACACUAAAAGAGACAAGGACGCAAACAGGACUCGAAGUCAAAAAACUUGAUUCAACUCUAUCAAAUUAAGAGUCUGAUUGGCAAGCUUGUUGAGGCGGGUCUUCUCCUUGACGAUGACGGGUCAACUUGAUUUAAAUAUUUACACACACAGCCAAUGGGGUCUGUGUAACUAUGUGGUCUGCUGAUAUGUAUACUUGAGAUCUAGGCCAAUACAUGGAUGGUAGCAUUGUCAUAGUGCAUAGCAACUAUACAGUUAUAAGACACUGUUCGGGCAAUUGCCUGUCUUUCAAACCACGAAGUCAGAACUCCAGUUUAAACUUUUUUUAAGGGUAUGUUCAGACAGAGGGCAGUUCUGGAGCUAGCUCUUUUCUGAUUAUUGAACUCAACGGGGGUUCUGUGCAGCUAGUGAUAAACCUGAACUGUGCUCACGUUCAUACAAUUAUGGUAACUCCAGAGCUGGUGUUACAGUGGAGCUAAAAGGUCACCAAAUGGGUUGCGUAAUAUUGGUCAGACAAAUAAACGACGACUGAAUGCGUCAGUGUGGAGCUACGGCAACUGCGUCCAAAUGACAAAUAACGGUGGAGUCAGGUUGUAAAAAGAAGCCUGCUGAGCUGAAAGUGGAACUAGCCCCACAAAUGUUUGGGGCUAGAUAGCUACAGUUAUCUCCAGAGGCGGAGUUCAGUUGCAUCCAAACGACAACUAUUUUGGUGGAGCUAGCUAGCUUCGGAGCUAUCUCCGGAGAUAGCCCCCGUCUGAACCACCCCAAAGUAUUUUAUACUGAAAACCGCUCGGGGGAAAUUAUUCGCAGUCAAUUAACCUGUGCAGUGGAUGUCUCAUACAGUAGGCGUCAUGAGAUUUUGUCUCAUUACUUUAUACUCCACACAUCCCACAAGGACUAUGUCAAAGUUUCUUUGUCGUUACCCAAACAAAGUUACUUCACUCGGAAACCUACCUAAAGUGGGCACCGGCAAAAGUACGACAUUUUUUACCAUCUACCACCAACAGGCUGUGAAGUUGCACGUGUUGAUUGUGUACUACAGCAUGACAAGUACAUUGCUGGACUGUUUUGAUUUUCCUGUUGUGGUAUUUUCCUU
Messenger RNA from Patiria miniata (bat star), 2317 nucleotides. It is a transcript of the gene cdc123, whose product is annotated as cell division cycle protein 123 homolog. The transcript has 12 exons. Lineage: Eukaryota; Metazoa; Echinodermata; Asteroidea; Valvatida; Asterinidae. The record is from RefSeq and is a predicted model, not a curated record. Bases 167 to 1186 code for a protein of 339 amino acids. Gene Ontology annotation, cellular component: cytoplasm.